Molecule: messenger RNA, 19349 nt
Organism: Callithrix jacchus (white-tufted-ear marmoset)
Lineage: Eukaryota; Metazoa; Chordata; Mammalia; Primates; Cebidae
Gene: BUB1B
Product: BUB1 mitotic checkpoint serine/threonine kinase B
Biological process (GO): meiotic sister chromatid cohesion, centromeric; protein phosphorylation; mitotic spindle assembly checkpoint signaling
Cellular component (GO): nucleus
Molecular function (GO): ATP binding; protein kinase activity
Source: RefSeq, a predicted model, not a curated record
GAGAGGCGAGCGCACGGAGGAGCGCAGGGGCGUGGCCACGUUGGCCGCCCGGACCGUUAAAUUUGAAUCUUGGCGGCUAGGGAUGCGGGCUUGAGGUGGCUGGUUUGUAAGGGAGUCUAGUGUGUGCUUUGGUCGCUUCUGUAGCUCCGAGAGCAGGUUGCGGAAGAAAGCCCGGGCAGUCUGCGGCCCAGAGGAAAGGCCUGCAGCCGAAGAGGACCUGAGCCAGGAAUGCAGGAUGGCGGCGGUAAAGAAGGAAGAGGGUGCUCUGAGUGAAGCCAUGUCCCUGGAGGGAGAUGAAUGGGAACUGAGUAAAGAAAAUGUACAACCUUUAAGGCAAGGGAGGAUCAUGUCCACACUUCAGGGAGCAUUGGCACAAGAAUUUGCCUGCAACAAUGCUCUUCAGCAGCAGAAACGGGCAUUUGAAUCUGAAAUUCGCUUUUACACUGGAAAUGACCCUCUGGAUGUUUGGGAUAGGUAUAUCAACUGGACAGAGCAGAACUAUCCUCAAGGUGGGAAGGAGAGUAACAUGUCAACGUUAUUAGAAAGAGCUGUAGAAGCAUUACAAGGAGAAAAGCGAUAUUAUAGUGAUCCUCGAUUUCUCAAUCUCUGGCUUAAAUUAGGGCGUUUAUGCAAUGAGCCUUUGGAUAUGUACAGUUACUUGCACAACCAAGGGAUUGGUGUUUCACUUGCUCAGUUCUAUAUCUCAUGGGCAGAAGAAUAUGAAACUAGAGAAAACUUUAGGAAAGCAGAUGCAAUAUUUCAGGAAGGGAUUCAACAGAAGGCUGAACCACUAGAAAGACUACAGUCUCAGCACCGACAAUUCCAAGCUCGAGUGUCUCGACAAACUCUUUUGGCACUUGAGAAAGAAGAGGAAGAGGAAGUUUUUGAGUCUUCUGUACCUCAACGAAGCACACUAGCUGAACUAAAGAGCAAAGGGAAAAAGACAGCAAGAGCUCCAAUCAUCCGUGUAGGUGGUUCUCUCAAGGCUCUAAGCCAGAACAGAGGACUCCAAAAUCCAUUUCCUCAACAGAUGCAAAGUAAUAGUAGAAUUACUGUUUUUGAUGAAAACACUGAUGAGACUUCUAGAGAAGAGUUGUCUAAGCCUACAGUCCAGCCAUGGACAGCACCCCCCGUGCCCAGGGCCAAAGAAAAUGAGCUACAAGCAGGCCCCUGGAACACAGGCAGGCCCUUGGAACACAGGCCUCGUGGCAAUACAGCUUCGCUGAUAGCUGUACCUACUAUGCUUCCCAGUUUUACUCCAUAUGUGGAAGAGACUGCACAACAGCCAGUAAUGACACCAUGUAAAAUUGAACCUAGUAUAAACCACGUCCUAAGCACAAGAAAGCCUGGAAAGGAAGAAGGAGAUCCUCUGCAAAGGGUUCAGAGCCAUCAGCAAGCAUCUGAGGAGAAGAAAGAGAAAAUGAUGUAUUGUAAGGAGAAGAUUUAUGCAGGAGUAGGGGAAUUCUCCUUUGAAGAAAUCCGGGCUGAAGUUUUCCGGAAGAAAUUAAAAGAGAAAAGGGAAGCCGAGCUAUUGACCAGUGCAGAGAAGAGAGCAGAAAUGCAGAAACAGAUUGAAGAGAUGGAGAAGAAGCUAAAAGAAAUCCAAACUACUCAGCAAGAAAGAACAAGUGAUCAGCAAGAAGAGAAGAUGCCUACAAAGGAGACAGCUAAACUGCGAAUUGCUUCUGAGUCCCAGGAAAUACCAGGAAUGACUCUAUCCAGUUCUGUUUGUCGAGUAAACUCUUGUGCCAGAGAAACUUCACUUUCGGAGAACAUUUGGCAGGAGCAACCUCAUUCUGAAGGUCCCAAUAUAUCUUUCUCCAUUUUUGAUGAGUUUCUUCUUUCAGAAAAGAAGAAUAAAAGUCCUCCUGCAGAUCCUCCACAGGUUUUAGCUCAACGAAGACCCCUUGCAGUUCUCAAAACCUCAGAAAGCAUCACUUCAAAUGAAGAUGUGUCUCCAGAUGUUUGCGAUGAAUUUACAGGAAUUGAACCCUUAAGUGAGGAUGCCAUUAUCACAGGCUUCAGAAAUGUAACAAUUUGUCCUAAUCCAGAAGACACUUGUGACUUUGCCAGAGCUGCUCAUUUUGUAUCUACUCCUUUUCAUGAGAUAAUGUCCUUGAAGGAUCUCCCUUCUGAUCCUGAAAGACUGCUGGAGGAAGAGGAUCUAGAUGUAAAGACCUCUGAAGACCAGCAGACAGCUUGUGGCACUCUCUACAAUCAGACUCUCAGCAUCAAGAAACUGAGCCCAAUUAUUGAAGAUAGCCGUGAAGCCACACACUCCUCUGGCUUCUCUGGAUCUUCUGCAUCGGUUGCAAGCACCUCCUCCAUUAAAUGUCUUCAAAUUCCUGAGAAACUAGAACUUACUAAUGAGACUUCAGAAAACCCUAUACAGUCACCCUGGUGUUCACAGUAUCGUAGACAACUGCUGAAGUCCCUACCAGAGUUAAGUGACUCUGCAGAGCUUUUUAUAGAAGACAGACCAAUGCCUAAGUUGGAAAUUGAGAAGGAAAUUGAAUUAGGAAAUGAAGAUUAUUGCAUUAAACGAGAAUACCUAAUAUGUGAAGAUUACAAGUUAUUCUGCGUGGCACCAAGAAACUCUGCAGAGUUAACCAUAAUAAAGGUAUCGUUUCAACCUGUCCCAUGGGACUUUUAUAUCAACCACAAGUUAAAGGAACGUUUAAAUGAGGCGUGUGAUCAUUUGUGCAGCUGUUAUCAAUAUCAAGAUGGCUGUAUUGUUUGGCACCAGUAUAUUAACUCCUUCACCCUUCAGGAACUUCUCCAACACAGUGAAUAUAUUACCCAUGAAAUAACAGUGUUGAUUAUUUAUAACCUUUUGACAAUAGUGGAGAAACUACACAAAGCAGAAAUAGUCCAUGGUGACUUGAGUCCAAGGAGUUUGAUUCUCAGAAACAGAAUCCAUGAUCCCUAUGAUUGUAACAAGAACAAUCAAGCUUUGAAGAUAGUGGACUUUUCCUACAGUGUUGACCUUAGGGUGCAACUAGAUGUUUUCACCCUCAGUGGCUUUCGGACUGUACAGAUCCUGGAAGGACAAAAGAUCCUGGCUAACUGUUCUUCUCCCUACCAGGUAGACCUGUUUGGUAUAGCAGAUUUAGCACAUUUACUAUUGUUCAAGGAACACCUACAGGUCUUCUGGGAUGGGUCCUUCUGGAAACUUAGCCAAAAUAUUUCUGAGCUAAAAGAUGGUGAAUUGUGGAAUAAAUUCUUUGUGCGGAUUCUGAAUGUCAAUGAUGAGGCCACAGUGUCUGUUCUGAGGGAGCUUGCAGCAGAAAUGAAUGGGGUUUUUGACACCACUUUCCAAAGUCACCUGAACAAAGCCCUAUGGAAGAGAGGACCUGUUUUGCCCUGGAAAUUAAUAUAUCCUAGACUUAGAACUGUUAUGAGAGGAUAAUAACGAGACAGAGUAGCCAACUAUUUCUUAAGGUGUGUCUGACCUUUGAAUAAAUGGUCUAGACUGAAAAGAAGGUAAGAUGAUAUGCAUAAGACCAAAUUUCCUUAAAUUUCAAGUGGCAUGAUUGUAUUUAUGGCUUAUGUUUUAAUGUUUUCACUUUUUUUGGAGACAGGGUCUCCUCUGUUCCCCAGGCUAUCCAGCCUUGACUUCCCAGGCUCUGGCAAUUCUCUCACCUCAACCUUCCAAGUAUGCCUGGAAGUACAGGCACAUGCCACCACACCUGGCUUAUUUUUUUGUAUUUUUGUAAAAAUGGGACUUUACCACUUUGCCCAGGUUGGUCUUGAACUCCUGGGCUCAAGUUAUCUGCCCACCUCAGCCUCCCAAAGUGCUGGGAUUACCCAGCCCUAAUGAUUUCACUUUUAUCCACCAAGCUCCUUGGUCUAUUUAUAUAAUCUAGUGGCACUGCUACUGGGUCUCUUGCUUAGGAAUGUGACUGUUAGAAAGUAAAAGCAAACAUGUUGAACAGGGUUUAGCAACCUUUCAGAAAUGGAAUAAUCACCAUUCUAUUACAUGCAGAAUGACUUGAGGGGGGCAAGGGUCAGUGAAGGAAUACAAGGAAAUUUUGUUUGAAAGAUUUGAGGAAGCAGGAGGUCAAAUAAAAAGAUAACUUUGAAGCAUGAAAUAAUUUGGGAAAGAAUAGGCUUAGAAAAAGUUGGACUUCCAAAGAGAAGCAUGAAUUACAUACACCUGGCCUCAAGGAUAGGAAAGAAAAUUGGUAGAAAAAGGCAAUGAAAAUUAUUCAGUUAUUAGCUGGGCACCAUGACUCACACCUGUAGUCCCAGCACUUUGGGAGGCCAAGGAGGGAGAUUCAAAUGAGGCCAGGAGUUUGAGAGCUUCCUGGGUGACAAAGUGAGCCCCAUCUCUACAAAAUAAAUAUAAAUUAGUUGGGUGCAGUGCCACAUGCCUGUAGUCCUAGCUACUUUGGAAUCUGAAGCAAAAGGAUUGCUUGAGCCUGGGAGUUCAAGGUUUAGUGAGCUAUGAUUGCACCACUGCACGACAGAGCAAGACCCUGCCUCUCAAUAAAAGAAAGAAAAUUAUCUAAUUAUUUCAUAUCCUAAAUAACAAAAUUAGCUAAUGUUCCUCCAUGCUAGUGCUUUAUUUUUUUUACUCUAGUAAAAAGUCACUGUUCCUGCUCUAAGAUUGCUGGAAAGCAGAAAAUUCUAUGUAUGUCUUAACUAAAAAUAUUUAAGCAUAUAUAGUUGAAGCAAUGCAGCAUGACUUGGAUCUGAAAUAUAAUCAACUUAGAAAUAUUUGCUCUUAACCAAAAUACAGCUCUCCAAACAUUCUCACAUUUGCUUCUAGUACUGAUGAUGUAAAAUGAUUUAUCUGUAUCUUUUAAAUAAGCCCCUCUCCUCUCUGCUCUACUCAUUUCUCAGUUCACUGUGUUGACACAUAAAGUUAUUUCUCUGAGACUGGACAGUAAAUAUAGAUUCCUUCUUAUUGUAGGCUUAGCUACUAUCUAGUGAAUUCUUUAGCAAGCUUGAGGGCAGGCUGCUGUGUAAAUAAAGCUUUGUUUCUGAAAGUAGGCUGUGAGGAAAGGGAGGGGAAUCUGAGGAAGCUACUUUGUUAGAGAACUUGUAUCUGUUUUACCAACCCUCCUUCCAUUCCAGUCUCCUCCAACCCCAGCCCUUCUUUGUAGAGAGGAGAAAAUGGUACCUGACCAAUUAGGACUUAUAAUGUCAUAGGUUUUCUGUUUGCCUAAGCAUAAAACCACAAAGUGAAAUCCUUUCCAUUUCCCUUAUAUUAUAUGCUUGUUUGUCUUGGAAGAAGGAAGCCUUUCCUUUUUGGCAGAAGUUUCAAAUGGAUUUUAUUUCUUGUCUCACUAAGGCAGUAAUAGUGUAGUGAUGGACCUGGUGGGGUAGUAGGGGACAGCUGAAAAGACAGGAGUUUUACUUUUGUUUUAAAACAGACCACAUAACAUAUAGCAUCUCACCAUUCACAGUGUUGUUAUGUCUGCCAAUCUUACUCCACUGUUAGAGCCUUCAUCCUCCUAUGGCAGUAGUGUAAGAAAAUUUCCACCAAAUCAGAGUGCUCUUACUGAAGCCAAACCUGAAUCUGGAAAUAAAAAGAUUUUCAUGGAGCAGUAGGACUUCAGACUGUUGGUUGGCUAUUAUCUCAAGAUAAAUAAGAAAGCCUUUCAGGUUGGCACAAGGUUCUUGGAAAUAACUCACUGGUGGCUUUAAGCAAGGACAGCAAAGAAGUGCUUUUCUGUUGCAUCUGAAAAUGAGGAAUUCUUCCAGCUGCACCAGUUCUUUCUAAUAUGCCAAAAUUUUCUUCUAAUUUGGCUCCUAAAAUUAAGGUUUUCCUAGUGAGGAGAAUUCAUUUAAAAAAAAUUUUUUUUUAAUAUGGUAAACUUCUACCUUAAUGGGAUCCUUGGUUCUACCAAAGAUGUAAGAAGCAAUCAAUAUUUAAUAGGUCAAAGGUGGCAUUUUAAGUCAGUAUGUGAAAAGAUUAUUCAAUAACUGGUAUUAAAACUGGAUUAGGGGCCGGGUGCAGUGGCUCACACCUGUAAUCCUAGCACUUUGGGAGGCCAAGGCAGGCGGAUCAUGAGGUCAAGAGAUGGGGACCAUCUUGGCCAACAUGGUGAAACUCUGUCUCUACUAAAAAUACAAAAAUUAGCUAGGUGUGGUGGCAUGUGCUUGUAGUCGCAGCUACUCAGGAGGCUGAGGCAGGAGAAUCACUUGAACCCAGGAGGUAGAGGUUGCAGUGAGCUGAGAUUGCACUACUGCACUCCAGACUGGGUGACAGAGCAAGACUCCAUCUUAAAAAAAAAAAAAAAAGAUAGAUUAGGCCAGGUGCGGUGACUCAUGCCUGUAAUCACAGCACUUUGGGAGGCUGAGAUGGGUGGAUCUACCUGAGGUCAGGAGUUUGUGACCAGCCAGGGAAACAUCGUGAAACCCCUUCUCUACUAAAAAUACAAAAUUAAUUGGUUGUGGUGGCUCAUGCCUGUAAUCCCAGCUACUUGGGAGGCUGAAGCAGGAGAAUCACUUGAACCCAGGAGGUGGAGGUUGCACUUAGCCAAGAUCAUGCCAUUGUACUCCAGCCUACGCAACAAGAGUGAAACUCUGUCUCAAAAACAAAAAAUGAAAACAAAACAAAACAAAAAACCCGCAGUGGAUUAAAGCUUGAACUCUAUCUCCAGUGCCACCACUAGUUCAUAUAGCACCUUUGUGUAAAUUAGAAAAGACCCCUUCCUCUAGGAUUCAGUACCUCCCAGUGUGCCAUAGCCUGAGUGAAUUUCAGUCCCCACUUAACCCCCUCAGCCUGGUACCCUUGUGCAGCAAAUAAAUUGUGUGGUCUUACACAGUGAUCUUGCCUGUUUCACUGCUUAUCCCCAAAAUGAUUUUAGAGAAAUCAAAUUUUAAUCAAAAUACAAUGUAUUUUGUAUUUUGGUUUUGUAAUCUUUUGCCUGUGUGACAUAAAAGCAAUAUAUAAAUAAGAAGAUUGCUAUGACUAUAGCAGAUAAAAAAUAUAGCAUGGCCACCUGUCCUUCCCUGCAAAAAAAAAAAAAAAAAAAUUAAAACACCAUAAAGUUAAAAUUUAGUGACAAUAAAUAUUUACAUCUUUUUAUUCCUUGAGUCAGAUCUUGCUCUAUCGCCUGGGCUGCAGUGUAGUGGUGAGAUCAGUCUCCAGGUUUCAGGCCUCCCAAGUAGCUGGGACUGUUGGUACACACCACCACACCUGUCUAAUUUUUAACAUUUUUAGUAGAGACAUCAUGUCUCUCUGUGUUGCCCAGGCUUGCAUUCACUUUCAUCUGGUCUCAUGACUUAUCUUUGUUCCUAUCCACCUUCAGACAAAUCAGAACCCUCCAAAGACUUUACUAUGGCCCAUAAGACCCUACCAUGUCUGACCCCACUUUCUCUGACCUCUUCCCUGACUCCCUUCUUCCUUACCCACACUGCUGUAGUCUAUCUGCCUCCUUGCUGCUUCUGAAAUGUGCCAACUAAUUUCCCUCUCCCUCUCCUUGAAGUCUUUUGGCUUUAAAGGCCAGAUGUUUUUUGGCAGAAAAAACAUUUCUGCCUGAAAUGUUCUUUUCCUUGAUCUUUGUGUAAAUUACUUCCUUUCUUCCUUUCAGGUAGGUGCCUUCUCAAAUCUCUAUCAGUGAGGCUGUCCCUGACCACUCUGUACACUGUACAAAAUAGCAUCCCAUCCCACACACAGUGCUGUCACUUUCUAUCCCUUUUUACCCUCCUUUGUUUUCUGUAGCACCUGUUACCACCUUGUGGGUACACACGCGUGUGUCUGUGUGUGUACCUAAGAUUUUUUUCCUUCAUCUCUCUACUAGAAUUUAAAUUCCUUUAGGGCAGGGAUUUUUGUUUUGUUUUCUGUUUGACUACACUGUCUAGAACAGUGCCUGAAUGAAUGAAACUUACUUUACCUAAAGUGCAAAAAACUCUUAAAAAAUUGAAAACCAAAAGAAAUAGGCAAAGGACAUGAACAAUAUACUAAAACAUUUUAAUGGCUCACAUACAUGAGAUGUUUAUUCCUAAUUAAAUGCAAAAUCAUUGAGAAAUUGUCAUCUUUCACUGUAAAUGGUUGAAAAUUGUAAAGAUGAUAAGAAACAGGUACUCAUAUAUUAGUUGGGAUACAAACUGGCACAUUAUUAGCAGUUGAUUCAGCAAAAUUUACUUAAAUACUACCUUUAGCUGAGAAACUUUUCUAAGAAUUUAUCUCACAAAAACAUUGACACAGGGGCUCAGAGAAAACACUGAUCCUAAUACUUGUCUUCUCUGCUUCCAAGGCUUGUCAGUCCCCAAAGGGAUAAUCCACAUGACAGACCCCAGAAAAGUAGUCCUGGAACUAGUAUAGAGGAGCUGGCAGACCAUCUCUAUAGGCUUCAGGGUGCUGCGUCAUUGGCAGGGAGUGCUCUUCCAAUUUGCCAUGAACCCUUGGAGACAGCAGAACCUGAGCUAGACAGACAUUUUCAGCCUAUGUAGGGAAAAAAAGCUGUGGGGAAAAAAGUGAUUGCCUUUGGUGGGGAGGGUGUAUGAGAGAGGAAAGAAUGAAUGCUUUUUCUUUUUAAUUUGUACAUUUAUAAGCAUUUUGAAUUUUCUGAUCAUGUAUAUGAAUUGCUUUUUAAAAAAAAAAUGUACUGGGUUAAUCUAGGCUAAGAAAUUAUAGGCCAUGUUUUUGUCAUCUUUUCCCUCCUGUAUGUUAUAAAAAAUAAGCCUUUUAAGUGUUUUUUGAAAAAUGAACAUUUGGAAAGCUUUAUUAUCUAAAUAUGAAAGCAAAGUUGAUAUGGAAUUCAAAUGAGAGUAAAACUUAUUUUAAAUCUUUGAUGAUAAUAUGUCUGAGCUUUUAUUUUUAGUAUAUAAAAAUUCAUGUUGAAAUGUUUAAUGUUCUAUUAGAGAUAUGCUUUGUAAAAUUACCAUCUUCUUACUAUUACAACUUCCUAUGUUUGUGAACAAGAUACCAAAUUACAUAAAAUCCAACUAUUUUCAAAACAAAAUACAUUUUUUAUGGCUUUCAUAUAAAAACUUGAGUUUCCACAAAGUUAUCUUGUAUGUUUAAGAAAAGAACAAAAAGUGAUGAACUUAGGAUAAACAUCUAUAGACACAGACUUUUUUUUUUUUGAGAUAGAUAGAGUUUUGCUCUUGUUGCCCAGGCUCGAGUGUAAUGGCACGAUCUCGGCUCACCACAGCCUCUGCCUCAGACUCCCAAGUAGCUGGGAUUACAGGCAUGCACUAUCAUGCCUGGCUAAUUUUAUAUUUUUAGUAGAGACAGGGUUUCUCCAUGUUGAUCAGGCUGAUCUUGAAUUCCUGACCUCAGGUAAUUCGCCCGCCUCAGCCUCCCAAAUUGCUGGGAUUACAGGCGUGAGCCACCAUGCCCAGCUGAUAUGUGCUUUUUUUUCCAUCAAAGCAUGUUACUUCCAAUAAUCUUGCUCUUGAGAGGCUUGCGUGGCAAACCUUUGGCUUCUGAGCAGUGUUGUUCUGUAAAUUCAUGUUAGCCGUUCCAUCAAGAGACUGGUUGUCCCAUCAAACUGCUAGUUUUUAAGCCCCUUGUGAGUAGGGGACUAUGUGUCUAUUAAUUUUGUAUACUCCCAGAAAUGAGCACAUGGUUCUUAAAAAUAUGUGGUGAAUUAAAAUAUUGGAAAGGAGCAGCCACAAGUUCAGAAAGUAGUUAUACUGGAGCCUUGGUGACAGGGAAGAAAUUUGAGUGAGCCUGUAGAUAUAGCUGAAAGUGUAAUCUCCCUAUCAUUUUUAGUAUUUCACUUUAUACAUGUUUCUUUAACAUGUAAUAAUUGACUGCUGACCUUACAUUGCAAUAUACUUCAUCUGGUUUAUACCUUUUUAAAUUAAAUGUUAUUUUCUCAGGUAUGUUCCACUGAAAUGUGUACUGUAUUUCCUGUUAAAUUACUUCAAUCUUAAAGUAAGGAUGGCAUUUCAUAAAAAUAAAUACCAAUUAAAAUCUGUGGACAAAAAGAUAUGUAUUUUGUUUUAUUUUUAUUUUUAUUUUUUUGGCAUUUUAAAGCCUAGCUGUCCAGGCGCAGUGGCUCAUGGCUGUAAUCCCAGCACUUUGGGAGGCUGAGGAGGGCAGAUCACAUGAGGUCAGGAGUUCAAGACCUGCCUGACCAACAUCGAGAAACCCCAUCUCUACUAAAAAUACAACAUUAGCUAGGCAUGGUGGCACAUGCCUGUAAUCCCAGCUACUUGGAAGGCUGAGGCAGGAGAAUUGCUUGAACCCAGGAGGCGAAGUUUAUGGUGAGCUGAGAUCGCACCACUGCACUCCAUCCUGGGCAACAAGAGUGAAAUUCUGUCUCAAAAAAAAGCCUAGCUGGCCUUUUUUUUUUCCACCUAAGAGAUGGGGUUUCACCAUGUUGCCCAGGCUGGUCUCAAACUCGUGAGCUCAAACAAUUUGACGACCUUGGCCUCCCAAAAUGCUGGGACAACAGGCAUGAGCCGCACCUGGGUUUUAUUUGUUUCCUUUUGCAUUUUAAACAAAAAUGAAAAAUCUAAUAUCACUAGAACAAAGUGAUAACGUAAUUUAAAAAGAUGAAAUGCCUGAAGCUUCAGUGAUACUGUCUCAUUCAAGGAAACAGUAGCUAAGGGUGAAUGAGUGUGCAGUGAGUCCAGAGUCCCAGCGAGUCCAGGAGGUCAGGCUGGGAGUAAUAUGAGCGAGGCAGAAUAGACAAACACUAACUAGCAUUGCCAGGAGGGACGUUUCAAGUCAAGUGUACCCAUCACUGAAUAGAUAUAAAAGCCAUCGCUCAGGACUCAUGCAUGUUCAAUAUCCUACCACAUGGACCAGUGGUCGAGGUUCUGGGGUAUAGGCUGUUGGGGGCAGCAGCAUAGUUCCUCCCUGUACCAUUCCUCUGCAACAUUCUAUUAUGAAUUGCCUUGGACUUGUCUAUGUGUAUGGCCUUACCUCUCCAACUCGGAUGAGUUUGUUGGGGGCGAGUUCUCUUUAUGCCCUGGUUAGGACUUCAAUAUAGUGCUCACAUUGUAAGGGGUCAACUUUGUAGGCCCAAGGUCUGCUUAGAACCUUCUCAGCAAUAGAUGACUCUUCCUAUGGUACCGAACCAGACACUAGCAUGGUGGCUAGAAAUUCUGUCUUUAGCCAGAAUAUUUGGAUUUGAAUCCUAGCUGUGUAGCACUGGAUACGUUACUUAACCUCUCUGAGCCAGUGUCAUCUAUGAAAUGAGGAUAAUUGAAGGGCCUACUUGACAGAGGAUUGAGAACUGAAGCUUUAAGUACACAUACUUGUAGAUGUUGGUAUUGAUUUAGUUCUAAUGUUUAAUGGUCUGAGGUUCUCUGGAAAUCUCAAGUAAUUUGAGAUCUCAGCUGGUUGAUCUUAGCCUUUCUAUCUUUUGAUUUAAUAUACAUAGUAUAGCUAAACAUUUAAUAUAAUAAAAGUAAGUGAAAGAAAUGUGGUAUUCUGUAACUUAAAGAUAGGGGAAACUUUGUUAUUUCUAUCAGGAUAAGUUUCAGGGAACCAAAUAUUUAUGCUUAAAGAGAUAGUCCUUAAGAUCAGCCAAAUACCAAGGUAUCAGGAAAGUCCAUCCAGUCUUCAUUCUCAGUCCACAAGGUCAUUUCAGCCCAAAGGACCUCUGGCUUGCAGCUGGGCUGCUUCUGUGCCAUGUUCAGAGCACAGAGAUCUUGAAAAGGCUGUCUUGGGUCCUGUUUGUUCCGAGGUACCAGGCAGGGUCUUGCUGCCCACCAGCCACUUAGGUGUAUCUCAGUCUUCCUCUCCGCAACCAGGAAAAAUGGCUUUCUAGCUUAGGGGACAUGGCCUACUGAUGCCAUUUAAGGCGUCUAGUCUCUUCCUGAGACUCAUGUUGCUAGAAACAACAAGAUGUAGUCAACAGUGGACCACAUAUCUGACUGUGGUCCCAUGAGAUUAUAAUAUCAUAAUUUUUAUGUACCUUUUCUAUGUGUAAAUAUGUUUAUUUUUAUUAUUUUUUGAGACAGGGUCUCUGUUGCAGGCUGGAGUGUGGUGACAUGAUCAUAGUUCACUGCAGCUUGAUCUUCUGGGCUGAAGCGAUUCUCCCACCUCAGCCUACCAAGUAGGUGGGACUACAGGUGUAUGCUACCACACCUGGCUAAUUUUCUUUUUUUUUUUAAAUGAGAGACAUUAUCUCACUAUGUUGCCCAGGCUGGUCUCAAACUCCUGAACUCAAGGGAUCCUCCUACCUCGGCCUUCCAAAAUUCUGGUAUUACAGGUAUGAGCCACUGCCCGCAGCCUAAACAUGUUCCAAUACACAUAUGCAUACCUUUGUGUCCCAACUGCCUACAGUAUUCAGUACAGUAACAUGCUGUGCAUGUUUGUAGCCUAGGGGCAGUAGGCUACACCAUAUAGCCUAGGUUUGUAGUAGGCUUUUACCAUCGAAGUUUGUGUAACUAUACUCUGAUGUUUGCAGGAUGAAACUACCUAACGACGCAUUUCUCAGAAUGUAUCUCUGUCAUUAAGCGAGUAUCUGUUAUUAAACAAUGCAUGACUGUAUUUCUGUAUUAUGCUCUGCUAUGUCCCUCACCUGAGCCAAUGAAUAAAAGGUGAUCACCUGCUUAAUAGGAAAAAGGAAAGGGGGAAAUAAUAGGAAGCCCUGUGAACUCAAUUCAGGAACUGAAAAAUCUGGGCUCAACAGCUGCUUGAUCUGGUUAGGUCACUCUGCCUUUGCUUGCCCAUCUAAACUAGUACUGAUGGCUCCUACCGCAAAGGGUUCUUAUGAGAAUAAACACAAAACAGUAGAUGAGCAUGGAAGUUCCUUGGCUUAUAGCAAGAAGUGAUUUGCAUCUGCUUCCCCAGCAUCCAGCCCUGGGCAAGGCACAUGGGAGGCAGUAGGAGCUGGUGCAAACCACUGGUGAAUCUAAUACACUGUUGAGAGAGAUGCCUGACAUUCUUACUCACUCAGGCCCGCAGCUGCAACCUGUUGACUCCUGUUUUACUCUUUGUUGAACAUGGAAAUGUGUUCAUUUUUGCCCUCCAGGGCAGAAAAUAAUAUCUUGGAAUGUGCAAAAAAGAUAAGGCACUAUAUAUUAAGUUCUACUGUGGCCUCCACAUUGAUGAUGGGUACCACGAAAAAUAUAACAAAAUGUAAGGCAUGCUCACGCCCUCCAGAGAGUUUAUAAUUUAGAGAAACAUGCCACAACACUUAAAAGCCAAGAUAAUAUAUGAGAGAAAUAAGUCCAUCAAAAAUGGACAUCUCAAGGGAAGUUAUGAAUGAGAGCCAACAGAGUGGCACGGUGUAUGUAGUAGACUGGAAGUAAGGGCUAGUAUGGCAUGACAGGGGCUGGAGCUGGCUUAUGUUAGGUAGUUUUCAGCUGCAAAAAAAAAAAAAAAACCCAGAAGAGCAACCCAAAAUAUCUUAAGGGGUAAGAAUAUCUGUUAUUUCACAUAACAGCAAACCUGGAGCUCAGAAGUUCAUGCAGGGGCCCAGCUGGUCCCCUGUGGGUCCCAGUUGGCUCCCACAGUUCCAAGUACCUCAACGACUUAGAGCAGCAUAAGAAAACUUUCUCCCGAGACCCUCCCAACUGGCUUCCUCACAUGUCUCUUGGCCAGAUUGUCACAUAUCUGGGCCUACGCCAAUCCCUGGCAAAGGGAAGGGCAUUACCAGGCCGGUCAUGGUGGCUCACGACUGUAAUCCCAGCACCUUGGGAGGCUGAGGUGGGUGGAUCACUUGAGGUCAGAAUUUCAAGACCAGCCUGACCAACGUGGUAAAACCCCGUCUUUAAAAAAAAAAAAAGGAAGGGCAUUACCAAGAUUGGUUUCAACUUAAGAUUCACUCCUAGGGCUGGGGCUAGGGAAGGGCCUUUCGCUGAGUACACAGGUAGGAUAGGAGUGUACAUUCUAAUAAACGGGGUUUCUUCCAGCAAGGGAGGUGAGAUGCAUUUAGAAAGGCAACCAGGCCAGGCGUGGUGGCUCACACCUGUAAUCUCAGCUACUCAGGAGGCUGAGGUGGGAGGAUCAGUUGAUCCUGUGAGUUCAAGGUUACUGUGAGCUAUGAUGGCACCACUACUCUCCAGCCUGGGUGUAAUAAACAAAGACCCCAUCUUUGUUUAUUUUUUUUUAAAGCAAUCAACAGUGUCUACUCUAUAGGUAGUGCUGGGAAGAAAAAAGGAAGGAUUUGGUAACAAAAUAGCAUCCUGGACUCUGAAACAGAUCUCCUGGGUUCAAACCCAUGUCCUGUCAUUUAAUGACCUGAGCAAAUAAGGAAACAUCACAAUGCCUUAGUUGCCUCAUCUCUGAAAUGUGAUAAUAAUGGUUCCUACCCAGACCAUAAAUUUCAUGGGCACAGGGUCUUGCUCACUGAGUUCUCCCCAGCACCUAGCAGAAAGCAUUAUACCUAGCAGGUACUUGGUAGAUACUUGUUGAAUGGGUUAGUUAAUUCUAAUGUGAGGAUUAAGUGAGAUAGUGUAUUAGGGUUCAGCACAGUGCCUAAAGUAUGUGCUCAAAAAAGUCAUUUCACUGCAGGCUUUGUAGAGACCUUGGGACCUCUACAUCAGUGGUCCCCAUCCUUUUUGGCACCUUUGGGACCGGUUUCAUGGAAGACAAUUUUUCCACAGAUGGGGGAUGGUUUCGUGGUAAAACUAGAUUUUCAACCCGGAUCCCUCACAUGUCCAGUUCACAAUAGGGCUCGCUUGCCUAUGAGAAUCUAAUGAUACAGGCAAGCGAGCCCUCUGAGUAUCAGGAGGCAGUGCUCAGGCAGUAAUGCUUGCUUGCCUGCCGCUCACCUGUGUGGCCCAGUUCCUAACAGGCCAUGGACCGGUGCCAGUCUGCAGCCCAGGGGUUGGAGACCCUGCUCUGUAUGUGUCUUUCAGUUCUUUUGCACUGCCUGUGCUGCCAGGUCAGGGUCUGCAGGGUUGACCCUUUCACUGACAAAAGACUUUUAUUUUUGGUCCUAUCCCUAGUGAAGUCCCAGUCGGUCUUUGGUAGUCCCCCCCUUUUCCUGCUCUGACAGAGACAGACCAGCCCCUCUUAUAGGGGCUGCUCCUGGGAAAGGCUCAUCCAUAGGCUAGGCCUCUGCCGGGCCUGCUGCCAGACACUGAGCCUCUGGAGAUUGAGAGCUGACACCCCACUGAGGUGUAGGGCUGCAUCCAGUCAGCACAGAGGGAGGCAUAUCCCUUGUAGCAGUACCCACAGCUCCUGUCACAGCAGGCUGUGGCCAGACCCUGGAGUGGCUCCCUCUCAGCCAUCUGUUCAGUCACCCAGAAACAGCUCCCAGUGAGUUCCUGCCUCAGUCACGUGGUGUCACACAGAAAGCCAGGGCAUUGCCACUUCCUAAUUUGAGACAAGAUAUGUAAACACGUUGAGCCUCAGACUCCUUAUCUGUAGAACUUGGGGUAAUGAUACCUACUUCAUGGUGUUUUGAGGAUUGCAUGGAAUCACAGAUGGAAAGAGCCUAGCUGUACUAUGCCUGACACAUUGGAGACUUUACAUAAAAGGGUUUUCAGCUGCUGCCACCCCCACCUUUGAAACCAAGUAUUUUCACAAUUCCAUACACCUGGUCCUGGAAAAAAGCACUCCAUUCCCCAUUCACUUACUUGAAAAACCUUAUUUUUUUUUUUUGUCCCCAAGAGAGGGUCUUGCUCUGUUGCCCAGGCUGGAGCGCAGUGGUGCAAUCUUAGCUCACUGCAGCCUCAACCUCCCAAGUAGCUGGGACUACAGAUGUGCACCACCAUGCCUGGUGAAUUUUGUUUAUUUUAUGAGAUGAGUUCUCGCUGUAGCCCAGGCUGGUCUCGAAUUCCUGAACUGAAGCGAUCCGCUGGCCUCAGCUUCCCAAAGUGCCAGGAUUAAGGUGUGAGCCACCAUACCUGGCCUGAAAGAAAGCCUUUUCUCCUGAGGGAAAACUGUUCUGGAAGUCAACAGCAGAGUCCCUUGCCAGGGCCACUUCUAAUCCUGAUGAGAUUCUGGCCUGUACUCCCUUCCCUCAUAUUUUGUAUAGUAUUGUGAUUAGAGAUUGGGUAAAAAGGGAAGACCUUGCCAAAUGGUGCCCACCUGCUACCCUUUCCGGCUGUCUGCUGACAUUGCUCACUUGUGUUGAGUCUCAUCACUGACUGUGCCUGCCCUUGGCCCCUGCCAGCAUCCUCCACACACCUUGCCGACAGGAGGACAGCGGGAGCAGGGCCACAGGAGAGGGCACACAAGAGACCUAGAGCAUCCCUAUCUGACAAGGCCCUGAAACUUCCCUCCCACUGAGGAUCUCAGGACUUGACCUAGUUAUCCCCCAGUUUGCUGCCAAUACUUUAGGAGCAGGCAGGUGUCCAGAUAAUGUCUGUUCCUCUGUGCCCACCCUGCCAGGGAAACAGCUUGGGAAAAAUCUCUUGAAGGUGGGGUCCCUGCUUCUGGCCUAGCUCUCCUGGAGGCCCAGGGCUGUCAGGUGCUACCAAGGUAAGGCCAGCUCUGGAGUGUGGGACAUACAGGCCUCCAGUGGCAACACCUGCUCAUUAAUCAAGCCCUUCCUUUCCCGAACCUGCCCUGGCUUGGGAUGGUGGGAAGGGAGGAGGGCAGAAUCUUUUCCUCCCUUCCUGGCCCUAUGGUGAGAGGCGCUGACUAGUGUGGGCGGGUGGAGACAGGCCCAUCAGAAGGCCUGAGUGAGGCACCCUCUGUACAUGCAGUACAAGCAGGUGGGGAGUGCGGGGAGUAAUCUAAGGAUCUAGAAACAUUUGACAGCAAAGGAAUUUUACCCGCUGGAGCCCUAGGCUUUGUUUCUAAAAGUUUUUAUUAUUCUUUGGAAAAACUUGGAAGCACUGGUUUAUGAAAAUGUUUAGCACUUCAUUGCUACAUGGCCUUUCCAAACACAUCCCCAGAUGUUUUUUUUAAAACCAUGCAGUGGGUCAAGGUUGAUACAGGCAGUUGUUCCAGCUGAGUCCAACUCACCAAAAUGGUGCAGGUGAGGCAAAUUACUUUUGAGGCUGCAAGUACUGUAUAUGUCCAUUAACAAAAACACAGUAAAGUAAAAGACUUUAAGAAAUUGCAAGGACACUGGCUUGGCUGAUUCCUGCUGCUGCAAAUUCCUGGAAGCCAAAAUUCAAAGGCAGAAACGUCUCUGGUGACAGCACCACCACUGCCUUUGACCAAAUUGUAGAUCUGUCACACUCAGGGCUUGCUGCUAGCAUGGGCCUGCCAUUGGCAGCAAGGGGAACUCCAUGGGCCUGUGAGGAGAAACAGCUGAGUUCCUGACUUUAAUUUUCUGGGAGGCUUACCUGAGUCACCUAAUCUCUUGGGGCUGUGGUUUUCUCACCUGUAGAAGGAGGGGCGGGGCUGAUAUCCCUAGAGUCCUUUUCAGCUCUGGGAUUCACGCAUUCUAAGGAAGGUGGCUAGGGUAUAGAACCUCUAAAAAUGUGUAUUGAUUCCUUCAACAAAGUUUCAAUGAGCACCUGCCUUGUGCCAGAAACCCACCACUGGCCCAGAAACCCAAGCAUCUGCCGGCCUGCCUCCUGCAGCUGCAGCAACCUUUGCAAGCCAGCAGAGCCCCGCUUUCUACAGCCUGUGGAAACAAUGGUUCUAAAUUUGCAGAUCUUCUCAUCAAGACAGGAAGUCAUGAAACAUGAUAGAAUAGAGGAACUGGUCUCAGUUUGCACAUGCCAUCAGUUUCACAAGACAGGAAUCAACGAUGGCCAAUUAUCACACUCAGGAACUGAAAAUGAUUAGAAAAAGUGGCAAAGAUGCUAUGGCAACCAUUGGCUGGUGUUUGGCCUCCAGCACUCAUUCCCCUUUGCUUUAGUGACAGCACCCUAACUUUCCUCCCUGCAUCAUGUGGUAACGGAAGCAUUGUCUCCAGGACACCCUGCCUGAGAGACAGGCAUAUGAGCCAGCCAAUCAGAUUCCUUCCCUGCAGGGAUGCACUGGGUGGACAGCAUGGUGGUAGCACCUCUCGCCCAGGUGGGGGUGAUCUGUGGGACUGGAGUCAGUCCUGUCACUGAGAAGACCCCAGGAUGGGCGUAGCUCCUGUCCUGGACUUGAUUUUCCAGGCUGGUAGUUAGAGAACAGGACUGAUGCAGAUUCAGGGGAGGUGUUUUUUUUGUUCUCAGUUCCUUUCUUGAAAUGACUAUUAUCUCUGCUAGCUACUGUAGCAAAAAUCUGGAAAACAUGAUGUUUCUUGAUUUAUGACAUUGUUGCUGUUACUUCAGGAAUUUCUGCCUGCUUCUCAUAAGCCAGCAGAAACUCAGAAAUGUUACAUUUCUUAAAGAGUCAUUGUAAUUAUUAUCUGAAUGAGAUGAUAAUGUUUUGAAUUUAACGUAAUAAACUCUAUCUCCUGCCUUAGCACCUUCACAUCUUCAUGUUGCCCCUCCCUUUAAGACAACAUUUCUGAAACUUUGAAAUACACGAGGGAAGAAAAAGUGUUUUCUGUAUCUCCACAUCACCUUAAAGUGGAAUUUAUGAAGAAAAAUGUUCAAAUAUAUAAAUUUUAAGUCCUCUCCUUGAGUUUCUAUUAUUAGGUUUUUGUUUUGUUUUGAGACUGAGUCUCACUCUGUUGCCCAGGCUGCAGUGGCACAGUUUGCUCACUGCAACCUCUGCCUCCCGAGUUCAGAUGAUUCUCCCUGCCUCAGCCUCCCAAGUAGCUGAGAUUACAGGUGUCCACCACCAUGCCGGCUAAUUUUUGUAUUUUUAGUAGAGACAGGUUUCACCAUGUUGGCCAGGGUGGUCUGGAACUCCUGACCUCAGGUGAUCCACCCACCUCGGCCUCCCAAAGUGCUGGGAUUACAGGCGUGAGCCACUGCACCCUGCCUAUUUAUUAGUUUUAAAAACAUACAUUCCUUUGGUUUUAAUUUUGUAUUGUUUAAAUACAUGUUCACUGAAACAAUGCAAGAGUGUAAAAAGUCCAAAUUGAAAGACCCCUCUCACCACUCCUAUUUCCAAGGAUUACCACACUGAUAGUUUGUGGUUAAACAUACAAAUAUAGAAAUAACUUUAAAUAAAAAACGUAUAUGAGAUUAUGCCAUCUCAUAUUUUCAGGUUAACAUUGUUCAACCUGGUCUUUUCUCUCAACUGUCGUGAUCAUCCUUCCUCAUACAUACAGAUGACCAAACUCAUAUUUUAAGGCUGCAGAUAUUUCAUUGCAUAGGGAUGUACCAUCCUAUAUUAAUCCACCCCCCCAAUUAAUCUGCCUAAUUGAUAUAUAUUUUGGUGGCUUCUGAUUCCAGUUUUUGCAGGUACAAACAGUGCUACAGUGAAUAUUCUUUUUUUUUUUUUUUUUUGAGAUGGAGUUUUACCCUUGUUACCCAGGCUGGAGUGCAAUGGCACAAUCUCAGCUUGCCUCCCAGGUUCAAGUUAUUCUCCUGCCUCAGCCUCCUAAGUAACUGGGAUUACAGGCAUGCGCCACUAAGCCUGACUAAUUUUGUAUUUUUAGUACAGAUGGGGUUUCUCCAUGUUGGUCAGGUUGGUCUUGAACUCCCAACCUCAGGUGAUCCGCCUGCCUCAGCCUCCCAAAGUGCUGGGAUAC